GGCCUGGAGCCGCAGGCACCCGGGGCCCUCAGGUGGCAGGUCGGGCGGGUUCCGCUGGAGCCGCCGGUGGCUCCUCCUCGCGCGCUCAUAGUUGACAGAUUUUAAGGUUCGCGCGCGGGUCAGUCGCGUCGCGCUGCGCCGCGCGGGAACGAUACUGCCCCAAGCUAGCCAUGAAGAGCCUCAAGUCCCGCCUAAGGAGGCAGGAGGCGCCCGGCCCCGCGUCCGCCGGCGCCCCAGCCACCGCCAGCGCGGUGAGUCCCGCUGCCCCUGCACAUCCCGGGCUUCUCGGUGCUCCCCUCUCGUGAGCCCUGGAACCCUCUGCCCGGAAGCUCGUGCUCCUCCUUCUUCGUUUUUCUCUCAGCUUGUCCCGCUCCGUCGGCCUUGAGGUCUUCUGUGCUCCCGGCUCCUCCCUCGGUCCGGGAGCUCCGCGUCAGUCCGGAGACCCUGGGGACCCUCCCCGCGCCGUCCCUUCCUUGCCCCUCACCCCCACGUCUCAUCUGGAAGAAACACUGGAGCUUCGGGAUUAAAUCGCCCCUUCCCACUAAAUCUCAUGUUUCUGAUUCUUUCUCCCAACUCGGCCCUUUCUGGUGACUCCCCAUUUCCUCCUCUCUCCGGGGGUUUGUCCCGUUUCCCAGGUCGGCUCAGUACGGGCCGGGGGCUGUGGCUGGCGUUCUUCAGUCUCUGGGGCUCCGGGUCUGGCAGGGCCAUCGGAGAAGCCUCCUGGGCCGGGAGUUCGCGCCCCGCAUCCCGAGUGGGCACGGCUGCUGCCCCGCCGCCUCCCCACCCACCCUGCCCAGGACUCUGGACUUCGGGUUCCUUCGUGGCGCAUCCUUGGAUCUGAGACUCCAAGCGUGAAGCCCUGCCAGGCCGGGUGGAAGUCCGGGGCUGGCGUGUCACUGGGAAACUUGGGAUUUCGACUUCUAGCUUGCAGCAGAUUGGAAUAAAUACGAUGACCGAUUGAUGAAAGCAGCAGAAAGGGGAGAUGUAGAAAAAGUGUCCUCAAUCCUUGCUAAAAAGGGGGUCAAUCCAGGCAAACUAGAUGUGGAAGGCAGAUCUGCCUUCCAUGUUGUGGCCUCAAAAGGGAAUCUUGAGUGUUUGAAUGCUAUCCUUAUACAUGGAGUUGAUAUUACAACCAGUGAUACUGCAGGGAGAAAUGCUCUUCACCUAGCUGCAAAAUAUGGACAUGCAUUGUGCCUACAAAAACUUCUACAGUACAAUUGUCCUACUGAACAUGGAGACCUACAAGGAAGGACUGCACUUCAUGAUGCAGCUAUGGCAGACUGUCCUUCUAGCAUACAGCUGCUUUGUGACCAUGGAGCCUCUGUGAAUGCCAAAGAUGUAGAUGGGCGGACCCCACUUGUUCUGGCUACUCAGAUGUGUAGGCCAACGAUAUGUCAACUGCUGAUAGACAGAGGAGCAGAUAUUAAUUCCAGAGACAAACAAAACAGAACUGCUCUUAUGCUAGGUUGUGAGUAUGGUUGCAAAGAUGCUGUAGAAGUCUUAAUUAAAAAUGGUGCUGAUGUAAGCUUGCUGGAUGUUCUUGGUCAUGAUUGUUCCUACUAUGCAAGAAUUGGUGACAAUCUGGACAUUCUGAACCUACUAAAGACUGCAUCGGAAAAUAUCAACAAAGGGAGAGAAUUUUGGAAGAAAGGACCACCUUUGCAACAGCGUAAUUUGACACACAUGCAAGAUGAAGUAAAUAUGAAGUCAAAUCAGAGGGAGCAUCAAAACAUUCAGGAUCUGGAGAUUGAAAAUGAAGAUUUGAAAGAGAGGUUGAGAAAAAUUCAACAAGAGCAAAGAAUACUGUUGGAUAAAGUCAAUGGUUUACAAUUACAGUUAAAUGAGGAAGUAAUGGUUGCUGAUGAUCUAGAAAAUGAGAAAGAAAAGCUGAAGUCCCUUUUGGUGGCUAAAGAAAAGCAACAUGAAGAAAGCUUAAGAACUAUUGAGGCUCUGAAAAAUAGAUAUAAAUAUUAUGAGAGUGAUCAUUUAGGAUCAGGAAGUCAUUUCAGUAACCGAAAAGAAGAUAUGCUUCUUAAACAAGGUCAAAUGUACAUGACAGACUCACAGUGUAUUUCCACAGGUAUGCCAGCCCAUAUGCAAAGCAGAUCUAUGUUAAGACCACUAGAGCUAUCUUUAUCCAGUCCAACUUCAUAUUCUGAAAAUGAAAUUUUAAAGAAAGAGUUAGAAGCAAUGAGAACUUUCUGUGAUUCAGCAAAACAAGACAGACUCAAGCUCCAAAAUGAACUGGCUCACAAAGUGGCAGAGUGCAAAGCUUUAGCAUUAGAAAGUGAAAGAAUCAAGGAGGAUUCAGAUGAACAGAUAAAGCAAUUAGAAGAUGCAUUAAAAGAUGUGCAGAAGAGAAUGUAUGAGUCAGAAGGUAAAGUUAAACAAAUGCAGACGCAUUUUCUUGUUCUUAAAGAGCACCUAACAACUGAAGCAGCUACGGGGAAUAACAGAUUAACGGAGGAACUGAAGGAUCAGUUGAAAGAUAUGAAAGCAAAGUAUGAAGGGGCUUCAGCAGAAGUGGGAAAACUAAGAAACCAAAUCAAACAAAAUGAAAUGUUAUUAGAAGAGUUCAAGGGGAAUGAAGGCAAGCUGAUAGAAGAAAAUAAGCGAUUGCAGAAGGAAUUUAGAACGUGUGAAAUGGAGAGAGAGAAGAAAGGAAGCAAGGUCACAGAGAUGGAAAGCCAGUUAAAAGAAUUGGUAGCAAAGUUGGCCCUUUCCAUUCCAACAGAAAAGUUUGAAAAUAUGAAGAUCUUAUUAUCAAAUGAAGUGAAUGAGAAAACAAAAAAAUUAGUAGAGAUGGAAAGAGAAUAUGAAAAAUCACUUAGUGAAAUUAGACAGUUAAAGAGAGAACUUGAGACUCUUAAGGCCAAACUUGCUCAGCAAGUCAAUCCAGAGGAACAUGAACAGCUCAAGAGCAGAUUAGAGCAAAAGUCAGGAGAGCUUGUGAAGAAGAUCACUGAUUUAACAUCAAAAAAUCAGACACUACAAAAGGAAAUUGAAAAGGUUUAUCUGGAUAACAAACUUCUCAAGCAGCAAGUACAUAAUUUAACAAUUGAAAUGAAAAGUUAUUACAUUCCCUUAAAAGUAAGUGAAGAAAUGAAAAAGUCGCAUGAUGUGAUUGUUGAUGACUUGAAUAAAAAGCUUUUAGAGGUAACACAAAAAUACACAGAGGAGAAGUUAGAAAUGGAGAAAUUGCUAAUGGAAAAUGACAGUUUAAGUAAGAAUGUUAGCCGCCUGGAAUCUGUGUUCGUACCUCCUGAGAUACAUGAAAAAGAGACAGUGACUUUGAAAUCCAGUAUUGUUGAAUUGAAAAAACAGCUCUCUGAACUUAAUAAAAAAUGUGGUGAAGACCAAGAAAAAAUACACACACUCAUGUCUGAAAACACUAACUUGAAAAAAACUACAAGUAAUCAGUAUGUGCCCGUUAAAACCCAUGAAGAGAUAAAAACUGCAUUGAGUAGCACAUUAGAUAAAACUAAUAGAGAAUUAUUAGACUUGAAGAAAAAAUUUGAAGAUAUAAAUCAAGAAUUUAUAAGAGUAAAAGGUGAGAAUGAUACAUUGAAAAGAAACCUGGAAAACACUCAGAACCAAAUAAAAGCUGAGUAUAUCAGCCUAAAAGAACAUGAGGAGAAGAUGAGUACUUUAAAUAGGAGCAUGAAAAAGGUACAGGAUAAUUGCGCUGAAAUAUUGGCUAACUACAAAAAAGGCCAAGAAGAGAUUGUGACAUUGCAUGCUGAAAUUGAAGCCCAAAAGAAGGAACUUGACACAAUACAAGAAUGCAUUAAGCUAAAAUAUGCUCCAAUUAUCAGUUUUGAAGAGUGUGAGAGAAAAUUUAAAGCAACAGAGAAAGAACUAAAAGAACAGUUAUCAGAACAAACACGAAUGUAUAGUGUCAGGGAAGAGGAGACCAAGAAAUGCAGGCAAGAGAAUGAAAAGUUAAAGAAGGAGGUUUUCUCCCUUCAGAAAGAUUUAAAGGAUAAAAAUGUUCUCAUUGAGAAUUCUCAUGAAAUGGAAAGAACAUUAAGCAGAAAAACAGAAGAGCUAAACAAAGAGUUAAAAGACUUAUCACAGAAAUACACAGAGGUAAAGAAUGAGAAAGAGAAGCUAGUAGAAGAAAGUGCCAAACAUGCUUCUGAUAUCCGUGCAGCACAAACUCUUCUGCAGAAACAGCAUGUUCCAUUGGAACAGGUCGAGGCUUUGAAAAAAUCUCUUAUUGGCACAAUUGAGAAUCUAAAGGAAGAAUUGAAGAAUAAGCAGCGGUGUUAUGAGAAAGAGCAGCAGACAGUGACCAAACUGCAUCAGAUGCUGGAGAAUCAAAAGAACUCUUCUGUGACCUUGGUAGAGCAUUUACAGAUUAAGGAAGCAUUUGAGAAAGAAGUAGGAAUCAUUAAAGCCAGUUUAAGAGAAAAGGAAGAAGAAAGCCAAAAUAAAACUGAGGAACUCUGCAAACUCCAAUCUGAAGUUCAGCAUACUAAACAAGCACUAAAAAAAUUAGAGACUAGAGAGGUAGUUGAUUUGUCUAAAUAUAAAGCAACAAAAAGUGAUUUGGAGACACAGAUUUCCAAAUUAAAUGAAAAACUGGCCAAUCUGAAUAGGAAGUAUGAGGAAGUAUGUCAGGAAGCUUUGCAUGCCAAAAAGAAGGAACUGUCUACAAAAGAUGGGAAGGAAUUACUACAUUUCAGCAUUGAGCAAGAAAUCAAGGAUCAGAAAGAACGAUGUGAUAAGUCCUUAACAACAAUCACAGAAUUACAGAGAAGAAUACAGGAAUCUGCUAAACAAAUUGAAGCAAAAGAUAAUAAGAUAACUGAACUGCUUAAUGAUGUAGAAAGACUAAAACAGGCACUCAAUGGCCUUUCACAACUCACCUACACAAGUGGGAGUCCUACCAAGAGACAGAGUCAACUGGUUGAAACUCUGCAGCACCAGGUGAAAUCCCUGCAGCAGCAGCUGGCUGAUGCUGACAGACAGCAUCAAGAAGUAAUCGCAAUUUAUCGGACACACCUUCUUAGUGCUGCACAGGGUCACAUGGAUGAAGAUGUUCAGGCAGCCUUACUCCAGAUCAUACAAAUGCAGCAGGGGCUUGUGUGCUAGCACUGAUCGGCUAAUGACUGCUUUGUCCUGCUGGUGCUGGGUGUUCUGUGUGCAAUUGCAUGGCCUUGCCAGGCCUUACUUUGCUAAUAUAAUUAAAAUAAAAUCUAUUUUGUUCCAUCAGUAGGUUUUCUUUAAAUUAGAUGAAUAUGCUACUGAGUUUUUCAUUGUCUGUUCAAAUCAUGUAUUGUAUAUAUGUUAAUUUUACAGUUUGACAAACAACAUUGGAUGGACUACAUAUUUUUAAAUCUUUGAGUCUCUAAUAAAGCAUGUGUGGUCUGAGUAGGUCCAUAUGAAGACGGUAUGGACUGAAAUAAUUGUUUAAAGAUUUGUUUCCAAGAAAUUAAUCUGUUUGGUGGCCACUUUUAAGUGGAUCAAAAGACCUUUCAGAUCCUCAGUCAAGCCACAAGACUUAACAGUGGUUUUGAGGAAUGCAUUGUAACUUGGCUGGCCAAGUUGCGUCUUUAUUGAAGUAACUUAAUAAGUGCCUUUGACUUCUUUUGGAGGUAGAGAUUUUUUUCUUCUUACACUAGUAACUUUUAUGCCUUUUAAGAAUAAAUUUCUUUUCAUAAAUGGUUUGCAGUACUAAAUUACAUUUAGAUUAAGAACAGCAGGGGUGGAAUAUAUCAGGAAUUUAUAAUAAAAUUGCCUCAUAAUCUCCACAACAGUAUCUUAAUUUUUACUUGUGACUUUUCUUGCCACAGUAUUCAAAGAGCUAUCAUAAAUGGAAUACUAUAUUUUUCAAACUGUCAAAAAUUUUAGACCUCUUUUUUAGCAAUUACUUUGACAUUUGCUACUAUAGUAACCAAGCACUCAUUAUAUAUGCAUUUUCCAAAUGUUUCGUACUUAUUUAAAGGAAAAUUGCACAAAUAAGAUUAAUAAUGUGAAAUGCUGUUUUCUUACAAAAUUAGUAUAAGCAUAUUGAUUUUAGAACACAGGUCUUUAAGGUUUUAGACAAAAGUGCAAUAAUACAAUAAACUGUAAGAAUAUAGAUAGCAAGGAAGUAAAAUUGGACAUGUUUAUAGUAAGUACUCUAAUGUAACCAACCAUUUUUAUUAACUAUAUCUCAUUAAAGGAAGUUUAUAUCUUAUUAUUUUUAUUAAUAUUUUGUUUAGCAUUCAGGUUUAAAAUUACUAAUUUGAUUGUUGGCAAAUAAACUGAACAAAUGAAUAAUUUCAGUUGGAUUCUCUUAGAGUAUAGAAUGUGACUUAGCAAUAAUUUUUAAAUCUAAUUUUUUAUCCCAUUUUUGUAUAAUAGGAUAGCUUCUCCCACCAAAGAAUAAGCCAUCAUGUUUCCUCCAUUUAGAAACAACAUUAACAAGUCAUGAUUGGAUUUAUUUUUUAUUCUUUAGGUAGUAUACACAGUUUACAUAGGCAAUAUUUGGUUUCUUUAGAUAUUACAUUUAAUACUGUCCUUCAACAUGAGUUCUGAUUCACGAGUUUUAGGUCCACCUGUUGAAGCUCUUGAGUAUAGCAAAGUUAUAUACCAAAUAUUGAAUUACAGUGUUGUAUUUUCCUUAUUGGGGUAGAAAGAGAACCAUAUGUGUAUUUUAUUUUGUCCUCAACCACCAAUAAAAUGUUUUCUGUGGAA
This is a messenger RNA of Choloepus didactylus (southern two-toed sloth), 6684 nucleotides long. It is a transcript of the gene UACA, whose product is annotated as uveal autoantigen with coiled-coil domains and ankyrin repeats. Gene Ontology annotation, molecular function: actin binding. Bases 961 to 5097 code for a protein of 1378 amino acids. NCBI's taxonomy places the organism in Eukaryota, Metazoa, Chordata, Mammalia, Pilosa, Megalonychidae. The transcript is spliced from 19 exons. The record is from RefSeq and is a predicted model, not a curated record.